Messenger RNA from Ambispora leptoticha, 1508 nucleotides. The record is from the annotation of a GenBank genome assembly. NCBI's taxonomy places the organism in Eukaryota, Fungi, Glomeromycota, Glomeromycetes, Archaeosporales, Ambisporaceae.
GUUGGAAAUUUCCGUAUUGAGCCACCCGGUUUGUUUAGAGGACGCGGUAAACACCCAAAAACAGGCAAACUCAAACUGCGUGUAGCUCCCGAAUCAGUUACUAUUAAUAUUGGAAAGGACGCUAAAAUACCUGAUCCACCUCCAGGACACACGUGGGGAAAGAUCAUUCAUGAUAAUACUGUUACUUGGCUUGCGACAUGGAAAGAAAAUGUUAAUGAUUCAAUCAAAUACGUUUUUCUUGCUGCGAAUAGUUCACUUAAAGGACAAAGUGAUCUCAAGAAAUUUGAAAAAUCUCGUGAGCUCAAGCAACACGUUGAUCGAAUCCGAUCCGAGUACACUCGUGAUCUAAAGGAUAAGCUUAUGGAAACUCGACAACGCGCCACAGCCAUGUAUCUGAUCGACCGUUUUGCUCUUCGAGCAGGAAACGAAAAAGAUGAAAAAAAUGAAGCCGAUACUGUUGGUUGCUGCUCGCUCAGACUUGAGCACGUGACACUUAAUCCACCGAAACAAGUUAUUUUUGACUUUCUUGGAAAAGAUUCCAUUCGUUAUUAUAAUGAUGUGGAAGUAGACGAACAAGUCUGGAAGAAUUUGAAUAUAUUUAAAAGGAAACCCAAGACAGAUUCGGAUUUGUUAUUUGAUCGAUUGAAUACUACUCUUCUCAAUAAAUAUUUGUCAAAACAAAUGGCCGGUCUUACUGCUAAGGUAUUUCGCACUUACAACGCUUCUCAUACAUUUCAAGAACAAUUGAAAAAAGGGAUGGCGGAACUUGAAGAAGAAUGCAAAGGCAGAGAAAUGACCAUACACGAAAAAAUAUUCAAAUAUAAUAAAGCUAAUCGCGAAGUCGCUGUAUUAUGUAACCAUCAGCGAACAGUGAGCAAAGCUCAUGAAAAUCAAAUGACAAAGAUUAUUGAUAAGAUACGGGCUUUUAAAUACCAGAAAAUGAAGCUCAAACAAAUGCUGUUUACUUUAAAUCCUAAAUUAAAGAAGCGUGCAGAAUACGCCGAAGAAGAAAGCGACAUAGAUGAUGAAUGGAUUAUACAACAUGAAAAACUUUUGAUGGAAAAAGAACGUGAGAAGGCGCGGACAAAAUUCGAAAAAGAUAAUGAAAAACUUAUUGCUGAGAAGCAAAAACCAAAACCUGAAAAAGAACUCAAUGCAAUAUUACAAGAAAUCGAUGAAAGGGAAAAAGAGCUCAUCGAGGAGCGUAAAAGCAAAAAAAUCGAAGUAAAAAAAGGAACGACUGUCGAGAAACUUAAAGAACAAAUUAGCAAAAUAAAUGAAAAGAUCGAUGCGACAAAGCUCACGCUAAAAGACAAAGAUGAAAAUAAGCAAACUGCUUUGAGCACAUCAAAAACUAACUAUAUUGAUCCACGCAUCUCCUUUGCUUGGUGUUAUAAAUAUGGCGUGCCCAUCGAAAAAAUUUUCAACAGAAGCUUACGAGAAAAAUUCAAGUGGGCUCUUGAGGUUGACGCUGAUUGGGUGUUUACCGCGUCCUCUAAACAAACCGG